AUGGCCUCAUCGGAAGCUCUUGAGAGCUUACGGAGCUCAACUCGAGCUUCUGCCACUCAUCAUCAGAAUCAACAAGAUGUUUUUGAUCAGCCUACUCACCGUCGCAUGUCUAGCUACUAUCUGCUCUGGGAGACCAGCCGCGAGCACCUUGAUGUCGAUCUUGGCUAUAGUGUCUACCAAGGCGUCAAUAACGCAACUUCACAGCUCAACAAUUGGAGAGGUGUCCGCUUCGCUGCUCCGCCGACUGGGCAGCUCCGAUGGCAGCUACCACAAGCUCCAACAUCCAACCGAAGCUCACCCAUCGAUGCUAGUCAGUACGCACCGACGUGCUACCAGAGUGGAAACUCAGCUGGUGGUGCUAUCAGACCUGGUAAUCAGUCUCUGGCUGCCGAAGACUGCUUAUUCCUGAAUGUAUGGUCUCCAGCUGCUGCGUCAGAGCCUUUGCCAGUAUUCGUCUGGAUACAUGGGGGCGGCUAUGGGGCCGGCAGCGGUCGCCAGGAUAUGACACCCUUCAUCAAUGCCAACAAUAACUCCCUGGUCGCGGUCACUAUUCAAUAUCGGCUUGGCGCUUUUGGUUUCUUGAGCUCUGAUGAGGUCAACAGAAAUGGCAUACCCAAUGCUGGACUCUACGAUCAGACAUUUGCUUUAGAAUGGGUGCAGUCAUACAUUCACCUCUUCGGUGGAGAUCCGACGCGCGUGACCAUCGGCGGCGAGUCCGCUGGCGGUGGCUCAGUCAUGUUGCAAGAUAUGGCUUACGGUGGUACGCUCGGCAACAAACUCUUCACCAACACUUUUUCUGCCUCGCCCUAUCUGCCUAUGCAAUACGGCUAUGCGGAUUGGGUGCCAAGUCAAGCAUAUUACGCUUUCGCCACUGCAGUCGGGUGCGCGCCAAACGAUCCAUACAAUGGCCACGGACAGACUAUUUUCCAGUGUCUUACCAGUGCGGACAGCGCACUCCUGGCCAAUGCAUCAGCAACCGUCUCACAAGAAGGAGUUUAUGGUACAUGGGGCUUCCUUCCUGUCACCGACGGGCGGCUCGUUCAAGAUCUUCCUAGCAGACAGCUCCUGGAGAAGAAAGUGAACGGUCAGAACGCGCUUGUGGGCAAUAAUGCCAAUGAAGGCCCUGCGUUCGUUGCGCAAAACAUCACAACCGAGGAAGACCUAGUAGCAUUCCUCCGCUACACGUUCCCUCUCUUCAGCGAUAGUGACAUCCAGCGUGUGCUGUUGUACUAUCCCAGCAGCAAUGAUAGCGACUCCGAAUCUGAUCCCGUCUUCGCGACUGAAGGCGAAUCCGGGCCUACAGCUGUCAACCAGUCAAGCGUGGCCACUGGCCAACAGCAGCGUGCAGACAACAUAUAUGCCGAGACGACCUUCGUAUGUCCCAGUUAUUGGCAGGCUGAAGCUUAUUCGGACCCAGCUCGCAACAAAUCUGGUUACAAGUACCAAUUCUCGGUUCCUCCUGCAACUCAUGGCGCGGACGUGGCUGCGUACUUCAGCCCGCCUGGUGGGGUCAUUGGUGCAGACUUAUCCCAGGCAUUCAAGCAGAUACUGGGCAACUUCGUGAUACAGAACAAUCCGUCGAUUCCGGCAGCCGUAGCAAAUGGUGCAAAUGCGACUAUAAGCACAAAUGCGGUCAGCAGCUGGCCACCAUUCAGCAUCGCACAGCCAUAUCAGAUUGAUCUCAACCAGACUGGAGGUAGCCCCAUCAACGUUCCUGUGCCAGGUAAUCGCAAUAUCACGGUCAACAGUGGCAUGUCGGCACAGAACAAUAUCACGCUAGUCAAUGCGUAUACCUGGGAAGGGGGAAGAGGACAGAGAUGCGAUUUCUGGAGGAGCGUUGGCGCUAUUGUGCCUGAGUAA
Messenger RNA from Cyphellophora attinorum, 1860 nucleotides. RefSeq names its product Lipase 2. The coding region runs from base 1 to 1860 and encodes 619 amino acids. The transcript has 3 exons. The record is from RefSeq and is a predicted model, not a curated record. NCBI's taxonomy places the organism in Eukaryota, Fungi, Ascomycota, Eurotiomycetes, Chaetothyriales, Cyphellophoraceae.